Messenger RNA from Brassica oleracea var. oleracea, 3127 nucleotides. Its product is annotated as ubiquitin carboxyl-terminal hydrolase 2. Gene Ontology annotation, cellular component: nucleus; cytosol. Bases 224 to 3043 code for a protein of 939 amino acids. The record is from RefSeq and is a predicted model, not a curated record. Lineage: Eukaryota; Viridiplantae; Streptophyta; Magnoliopsida; Brassicales; Brassicaceae. Gene Ontology annotation, biological process: protein deubiquitination. The transcript is spliced from 3 exons. Gene Ontology annotation, molecular function: cysteine-type deubiquitinase activity; cysteine-type endopeptidase activity; zinc ion binding.
CUCUCUGUCUCCUUUUUAACGGCGGAAGCAACAACGAAGCAGCAGAAGUGAUAACCCUCUCUCUCUGGCUGUGUUUAAUCUAUAUGAUUAGAGGCUAGAUCCCAGUUUUUCCGAGUGUCGAUUCUUCUUCAAUCCUUUUCAUGUGAAAGUCUCCCCAAAGCAGCUUCUCCUCCUUCUUCUAUUUUGGGGAAGGGUCUUAGUGGUGUGUUGUGGAGAGUAACUCAUGGGGAAGAAAGCGAAGAAGAAGUCCCGAACCCCAACUAAGGAGAAUCUCUCCAAGAAGGUCUCUGAGCAGCCUAGUGAGACCGGGGAAAUAACUGCGGGAGGUUCAGUUCAAGCAGUUAAGGAGAAACAAGCUUGUGUGCAUUUCGAUAAGGGUCUUAAUUUGGAUAAACUGUUGGAGAAGAUUAAGUCUUCCCGGCAGAUUAAGUGUCAAGAAUGCAAGGAAGGGGUGCACGGUAAGAGAGGAGCUAAGGAAAAGGUUAAUAAGGGGAAACAUGCUUUUUCUUCUUCUGCUGCUGACCCAAAAGCUGACAAGAAGGCUAUUUGGGUUUGUUUGGAGUGUGGGGCUUUUGUUUGUGGAGGUGUUGGUUUACCCACUGGAGCGCAGAGUCAUGUUGUGAGGCAUAUCAGAGUGACUCGCCACCGGUUGAUGAUUCAGUGGGAAAACCCUCAGUUAAGGUGGUGUUUUCCGUGCCAGUCGCUUCUCCCUGUUGAAAAAGAAGACAACGGUGAGAAGAAAGAUGUGUUGCUGGAGGUUGUGAAACUGAUGAAAGAGCGGUCUUUGAACAGUUUAGCUCCAUCUGAGGCUGAAGCGGAGAGCUCAGGAAGUGGCAGUAUCACUAGUGACAUCAAAUUACAAGGUGCUGUCACCACCAGUGGUAUAGAAGCAAGGGAGGGUUACGUUGUGCGAGGGUUAGUUAACCUUGGGAACACAUGUUUCUUUAAUUCGAUAAUGCAGAAUCUUCUUUCCUUGGAUCAGUUACGCGAUCACUUCUUGAAGGAGGAUGCGUCUGGUAUCGGUGGGACUCUUGCUUGUUCCCUGAAGAAAUUAUUUGCGGAAACGAAACCAGAAGCAGGCUUAAAGAGUGUGAUAAACCCCAGAGUCUUUUUUGGGUCUUUCUGUGUUAAGGCGCCACAGUUUAGAGGAUACGACCAGCAUGACAGCCACGAGCUGCUACGCUGUUUGCUAGAUUCCUUGAGCACCGAAGAAUCAGCCUUGAGAAAGAAGCGUGGUGUUUCUGAUAACGAUGAGAAAUCUACUACUCUCAUUGAAUCUGUGUUUGGAGGCGAAACGUCGAGCAUUGUUUCUUGUAUGGAGUGCGGUCACUCCUCAAAAGUCUAUGAGCCGUUCUUGGAUCUUUCUUUACCAGUACCGUUCAAGAAAACACCUCCUAAGAAGCAACCAACCGUUUCUCUAGCAAAGAAAGCUAAGCUUCCACCAAAGAGAGUCGCUAAGCAUGUGUCCAAAGUAAGUAAAGUGUCGAAAGUCCUCCCAAGUAAGGCUUUGUUGGAUCCGAAAUCUCCGGGAAAAGGUGCGGUUGUCCCAGCUGAUCCGGAUGCUUCCUCUUCCAGUUUUGCGCCAGUUGAUAAUGGUACGGUUUCAGAUAACAAGCAGGGCUCGGAAAGUGUAACGCAGAGUGAUAGUGUUUUUGAUAACUUCUGGUUGGAUGUUAUUGGACCAGACCCCUUUGGAGAUGAGACGAAUGUGGAUACGGAAGAUAGUGUCAGUGACAAAAUCACAACUACUGAGGCUAAUCAAAUUCUUCCAGGUCCAGAUAAUUCUUCCAACACCUCAACUUUGGAAGGUAACACAGAGAGGCUGAUGCAAGAUAAUGAUGAGAUUAUAAAGGCAGAAACCUUCUUGGAUGAUAAAGAUGAACAAGCUAUGCAGCAUGAUGAAGGCACAGCUACAAGCGGUGUUUCUACUGAAAUCAAUCAAGCUAGUUUCAUUGGUUGUGAUCCUGGUUUAGGGGAAAGUUCAUCCUCGGUGAAUCCUUGGGAUGAGGAAGAGCUUCCUUUGAUGGUUGCAGAUUCGCAAGUUCUGUACAUGCCGUACAAAGAAAACAUAUCCUAUGAUGAUGAUAAACCAGCUGUGGAAGAAGGCGAGGGUGAGGCAUCAUCAUCUUCAUUUGUGGCUGGUGAUCAUGAGCCACCACAAGACAAUGAUUUUGUUGGUUUAGGGGGUUUAUUUGAUGAGCCUGAGGUUACCGAAGGGCCUGUUGUUUUUGGACCUCCUUGCAAUCCUGAAGCUUCUUCGGGAGGAGCUGGUUUUAUGGCGUUCAGCAGCGAGUCUGAUCCUGAAGAAAUAGAUGAUUCGGAUUCGCCGGUGUCUGUAGAGAGGUGCUUGGCUCAUUUCACUAAGCCUGAGAUUUUGUCUGACGACAACGCUUGGAACUGCGAGAACUGUUCAAAGAACCUGAAGCUCCAACGGUUGAAGGAAAAGAGAAAAUCCAAGAAAGAUGAAUCGAGAUCAAGCAACACCAGCAACGGAUGGGUGAGUGAAAAUGAAGAUGUUUCAGCAAUGAAGCAAGAUCCAAGUGAUGGUUCUAGUAGUGUCAAGGAUGAUGGGAAAGAAGCUAUGAGUUCUAACUCAGCUAAUGACAGUGUAAGUGAAGAAGAAAGCGAAGAAGAUUCCGAGAAAGUGACAACAGUGAAAAGAGAUGCAACUAAAAGAGUACUUGUGAACAAAACUCCACCUGUCUUAACCAUACAUCUAAAGCGAUUCAGCCAAGACCUGCGUGGGAGGCUAAGUAAGUUAAAUGGUCAUGUUGCUUUCAAAGAAGUCAUCGAUCUUCGACAGUAUAUGGACUCAAGGUGUAGUGGAGAAGACUCGCCAGUCUAUAGAUUGGCUGGACUGGUGGAGCAUUCAGGGACGAUGAGAGGAGGUCACUAUGUGGCGUAUGUUAGAGGAGGUCAGAAAGGUAAAGAGAGUGUGUGGUAUAACAUAAGCGAUGCACAUGUCCGUCAGGUUUCGUUGGACAAGGUUAUGCAUUCAGAAGCGUAUAUCUUAUUCUACGAACGGAUCUUCACACAAGACUAAGAUUAUUUUUGUUGAUCUCCAUUAUACUGAAAAAGGAAAGUUUUUGACGAUCACAUUAGAUCAAAUACCAUUAGUUUUGUUUUU